AUGGAGUCCGGGAUCGAGGCCGGGGUGCUGCCGACAGUCACGGGAUCCCUCGCCUCGGCUCGAGACUCACUCGGUUCGCUAUCACGGGCUGCGGAACCACUUUACGAUACAGACCAUACAGAUCUCGGUUCGGAGUUGGACGAAGCGGAAAUCAGAAGGGAGUUGAUGCACGAUAAAUGGCGUCUGCUCUUCGAUAGGUUUGAUCCGGAGGGCUUCGGUGAGAUUCCGUGGCCAGACUUCCUACAGACUCUUCAACAUCCUGAUUUCAUAGCGCAGGUGCCACCCCAUAAGCGUGAGAUACUUUUAGACAAAGCUCGAAGUGCUACAACUCCUGCAAUCACUUUUCAAGAAUUCGUAAAUCUGGCGUUUAAAAAUAUUCAAUAA
Melitaea cinxia (Glanville fritillary) is the source of this 384-nucleotide messenger RNA. RefSeq lists its product as uncharacterized. Bases 1 to 384 code for a protein of 127 amino acids. The record is from RefSeq and is a predicted model, not a curated record. NCBI's taxonomy places the organism in Eukaryota, Metazoa, Arthropoda, Insecta, Lepidoptera, Nymphalidae. The transcript is spliced from 5 exons.